Molecule: messenger RNA, 8464 nt
Organism: Mya arenaria
Lineage: Eukaryota; Metazoa; Mollusca; Bivalvia; Myida; Myidae
Product: cytoskeleton-associated protein 5-A-like
Exons: 42
Coding region: 157-6231 (2024 amino acids)
Biological process (GO): microtubule polymerization; centrosome duplication; establishment or maintenance of microtubule cytoskeleton polarity
Cellular component (GO): centrosome; spindle pole; microtubule plus-end
Molecular function (GO): microtubule plus-end binding; microtubule plus end polymerase activity
Source: RefSeq, a predicted model, not a curated record
UCGACCAAUGAAAUACAGUGUUACAUUUGUGUUUCAAAAACUUGGAAUGAAUAAUUCCAAAAUGACAAAUGCAUCAAAAAUAUAUUGAUUAGAGCUGUUUCUAUACUUGUACAUGCAUAUCUAUUAAGAAAUUUAUUCAUAAGACGAGAAAAAAGAAUGGGAGAUGAUAGUGAGUGGAUGAAAUUGCCAACGGAUGAAAAAGUGCAACAUAAGGUAUGGAAAGCUAGGCUGGCAGGCUAUGAGGAGGCCAUCAAACUCUUCAAGUCGAUUGAUGAUGAGAAGAGUCCGGAGUUCUCCAAGUUUGCCCCAUUCGUUCGCAAGUUUGUUGUCGACAGCAAUGCUGUGGCUCAAGAGAAAGCAAUGGAGGCCACAGUCGUUUAUGUUGAAAAAGCUGCUGUUGCAACAAAGGUGGCCCAUGAAGUGACCCAGGGUAUUGUCACCAAGUGCCUGAGUGCAAGCAAACAGAAGACAAAGGAGUAUGGUAAGGAGAUCAUCAUGCUGUACAUCGAGGCCGAGAAGCAGGACGUUGUGUCCGAGGUAGUCAUUGAGGGCUGGACAAACAAGAACCCAAAGGUGGUUGCCGCCUCCGUCCAGGUGAUGAAGGAGGCUCUCAGGGAUUUUGGUAACAAGAUAGUUCAGAUCAAGCCGAUGGUGAAGUUUCUUCCCAAGCUCCUAGAAGACCGAGACAAGAAUGUACGCGAUGAGGCCAAGGGCCUGGUGGUUGAAAUGUACCGCUGGGUGGGGGCAGCCAUCAAACCAAAACUAGUGGACUUCAAACCUGUACAGGUUGCAGAGCUAGAGGCCGAGUUUGAGAAGCUAGCCGGCGAGAAGCCUCAUCAGGCACGCUUCCUGCGCUCCCAGCAGGAUCUUAAGGCCAAGAUGGAGGAGAAGGCAGCCAUGGCGGAGGCAGGUGUUGAUGAAGAGGAGGAGGAUGAGGAAGCUGGUGAGGAUGUCGAUCCCUAUGACCUUCUUGAACCAGUCAACAUCCUGGCUGCACUGCCCAAGGACUACUAUGACAAAAUUGAGGCUAAGAAGUGGCAGGAGCGGAGAGAAGCCCUGGAAGCUGUACAAAAGCUCUGUGAGAACCCAAAAAUAGAACCUGGAGACCACGGGGCCCUUGUCAAAACGCUCAUGAAGGUUGUAGGCAAGGAUUCUAAUGUAAUGUUGGUUGUCCUGGGAGGCAAGUGUCUGGCCAGUCUUGCCAUGGGACUCAGGAACAAGUUCAGCCCUUAUGCUGCACAGUGUAUCCAGGUCUACAUUGAAAAGUUCAAGGAAAAGAAACCAAUGGUUGUCACAGCCCUGCGUGACGCCAUCGAUGCUGCUUACCUAUCAAUUAGCCUGGAACCACUCAUCGAGGAUUUAGUUGCUGCGCUCGAAAAUAAGAACCCAUCCAUUAAGGCAGAGACUGCCCUGUUUCUUGCCCGAGCCUUUUCCCGCCUCACACUCUCAUCACUACCCAAGAAACAACUCAAGGUCUUUUGUGCGGGCCUCCUCAAGACAAUCAACGACACGGUUCCGGAUGUAAGGGAGGCCUCCUACCAGGCCCUGGGCACGGCUAUGAAGGUGGUCACAGAGAAAAACAUCAUGAUAUACAUGGCGGACACAGACAGUAUCAAGAUGCAGAAGAUCAAGGACUGUUGUGAGAAGGCAGUGUUGUUGAAUGCUAAAGGUGAACCCAGAGCAGGAGGUGCCGCUAAGCCAAAACCACAAGGUUCAGAGCCCAAGCCUGUAACGAGGCCAGGAGCACCACCUCCAGUAGCCAGACCAAAAACAGCCCCAGGCAAGGCAAGCACUGGAGGGCCUCCGAAAACCAAGCGUCCAGGGACAGCCAAGCCACGCGUGGCUGGAAAGAAAAGCGGACCAAAGAAACCAGCUGGACAGCCUGCAGAGGAGCGUACUGAAAAAAUACUCUCUGAUGAGGCCAUAGCUGAGAAGGCUGCUGAGUUUAUUGGUGCAGAAGUUUUGGCCCAGCUUGAGCAGGCCAACUGGAAGGAGCGGCUGGCCGGCACAGAGACACUCGUGACCAACCUCCGUCGCAUGACCCGAGACAUGAUACCAUGCCAGGUCUGCAUACGAACAAUCAUCAAGAAACCAGGCAUCAAGGACAACAACUUCCAGGUAUUGAAGCUAAAAGUGGAGCUGGUAGCCUACCUAGCCAAGAAUGCAGACUUUACGCGGGUUUCUGCAGACUAUUGCCUGCCUGACCUUGUAGAGAAGGUCGGGGACGUGAAAAACGGAGCUGGAGUCCAGGAGGCACUCAGCUGUAUAGCCGAGGCCUGCGGUCUCGACUACGUGGCCGGCACUGUGAUGAAACUGGCAUUUGGACAGAAGAACCCAAAGAACCAGUCAGAGGCUCUCAACUGGCUUACAAAGGCCAUCACAGAGUUUGGGCUAAAAGUUCAGAUCAAGCAACACAUACAGAAUAUCAAAACAGCUUUUGCUGCUACAAAUCCUGCAAUUCGUCAGUCAGCUCUGAGCCUGUUGCCAGUGUUGUACUUGCACAUGGGCCAACAACUGAGGAUGUUCUUUGAGGAUGAGAAACCUGCCCUGCUUCAGCAGAUUGAUGCAGAGUUUGAAAAGGUGAAGGGUCAGAAGCCCCCAGCUCCUGUCCGGGGCAUGAAGCCAACAGAUGACGAGGAUGAAGAGGAUGAAGCUGACGGUGGUAGGGAUGAGGAGGACAGCCCCGUGGAUCUCAUUCCAAGAAAUGAUGUUGGGGACCGAUUUUCCGGAGACCUUAUUGAGUCGUUGUCAGACAAGAACUGGAAGGUUCGGGGCGAGGGCCUCCAGAAGAUAAUUGCCAUACUGAAUGAGGCCAAGUUUAUAACAGGAAACCUGGGAUCAUUGCCAGAGGCUAUCAAGACCAGGCUCGGAGAUGCUAACAAAAUUCUGGUAACAACAACGAUAGGUAUCUGUGUAACACUGGCCACCAACUUGGGUCCCCACUGCAAGGCCCAUGUGAAGGUUAUUGGCCCCGCCCUUAUAAGCUGCCUCGCGGACAUGAAGCCAGCCCUGAGGUCAACGGCCCUAGGGGCCCUAAAUGCCUGGGUGGACAACACAACGCUGACCCCACUGGUGGAGUGUGAGGCCUUGAGUGAUGCCCUCAAACUGGAGAACCCAAACCUUAGACAGGAGUUGCUGGGAUGGUUGACUGAGCGGUUGCCGGCCCACAAGCCCCUGCCGCGUGAUGAGAUGCGAUUGUGCGUGCCCCACCUCCUCUCCUGUCUCGAGGAUCGUAACGCUGAAGUGCGCAAGAAGGCACAGGAAGCCCUCGUCCCCUUCAUGAUACACACAGGAUACGAGUCUGUCUUCAAGGCCACCAACAAACUAAAGCCUGCGUCCAAAGACCAGAUCAUGCAAAUCAUUGAAAAAGCCAAGGAUAACUUGCCAGCCAAACAGCCGAAAAAGAAAGCUGCUCCAGCCAAGUCCAGCGCUGCCCCACCGCCUGUGGAUGACUAUGAUGAGGAGCCAGCUCGAUCAGCCCCUCCCACCAAGGAGAAGUCACCCUCUGCAGAACCUCCUGAGAAAGUUCCCGCAAAGGGGGCCAAAAAGACAAAGGGAAAAGCUGCUCCUGCUUCCAGCAGUCGUAAAAAGGUAGAGGAGGAUGUUGGCCCUCCCUUGACUGUCAAUGAACCAAAGGAGAAACGAUUCAAAGAUGAAAAAAACAUGAAGUGCUUGAAAUGGAAUUUCAAGGACCCCAAGCCGGAGUAUGUAGAGCAGCUGCGCACCCAGAUGGAGAGAAACUUCUCCAAGACCAUGAUAGAUAUACUCUUCCACACUGACUUUAAAUCUCAUACCAAAGCAAUAGAGACACUCUUAAAGUGUGUGGAGAGCCUACAUGAGGAGCAGCUGGCCAACUUGGACCUGAUCCUGAAGUGGUUCUCCCUCCGCUUCUUCGACACCAACCCCAGCAUGCUCAACAAGGCCCUGGACUACCUUCAACAACUCUUCAAGCUCCUCAGUGAUGCCGACUACCAGCUGCACGAGUAUGAGGCAAACAGCUUCAUACCUUACCUUGUUAUUAAGGUUGGUGAGAACAAGGACAAUGUGCGUCGAGAUGUUCGUGGCAUCUUCAAACAGCUCUACCAUAUCUACCCAGCCAGCAAGAUGUAUGUCUUCAUUGCUGAUGGAGUCAAGUCAAAAAACUCAAAAACUAGAACAGAGUGUCUGGAGGAGCUUGGUUACCUGAUAGAAACAUAUGGUAUCUCAAUCUGCCAGCCGACACCCCAGGUGGCACUGAAGCAGGUCGCAGGCCAGAUAGGCGACCAGGACAACAAGGUGCGCAAUGCAGCACUCAACACCACCGUCAUCGCCCACCAGAUUCUUGGGGAUAACCUGUUCAAGUACAUUGGCACGUUACGAGACAAGGACCAGAGUUACUUGGAUGAGCGGAUCAAGCGAACCAAGAGCAAGCCUGCCCCGGCUGCGGGACGUAGUCAGUCACGGGAGAGACCAAAGUCGGUACCCAACGCUCCACCACAGUCACAGAGGGCAAACUCACAGCCCGAGAUCCAGCGUCCAGGUACAGGGAUCCCAAAGUCCCAGUCCAGUAGUGCCGUCCCACGGGAAUACCGCAUUGAGAUCCAGGAUGACUCUAACAAGGAGAACUUCCAGAUGCCUAAACUCUACCAGUGUGAUGGACUCGAUGACAUACUGCAGGACGUGCAAAUGCCUGUUUUAAAGGCGCGGCCUCCAUCCCCUGGCCCAAAGUUCCUGAGUAACGCAGAUACCUCAAGCACUGUCAGUUUUGUCAUCUCACAGAUCACAAAUCGAGACAUGUCUGUCUGUAUACAGGCACUUGCCCAGAUAGACGAGGUGUUUAAGGAUAGUGACAAGGUGUCCGUGAUGGAGGACCAUGUGGAGCAGUUGCUUGUCGCCAUGUCCAUGCAGUUCAAGAUGGCCUACUCCACCCACAUGGGUGAUGAUGAAACACCCAAGGAUGAAGUCAUAAGACUGUACAGAUGUCUCUUUGGAACACUUGUGGCUCUGUUCCAGAACUCGGUGCUGGCGUGCCAUGCAAGUAAGGAGAUCUUAAAGGAGCUCAUGUACAACCUGCUCACGCUGCUGCUUGACCAGCGUCUCAACGACCUGGAGGAGGGGCCACAGGUUGUUCGCUCGGUCAAUGUCCUUGUCGUCAAGAUUGUAGAGAGAUCUGACCAAACCAACGUUCUCUGCGCUCUCAUUCGGCUGAUACAGGAAUGUGUAGACAGUCAAACUUGCAGCAAUAAGUUUAUUGAACUCAUCAUGAAGUGCCUGUGGAAGAUGGUUCGGAUGUUGCCAGACACGAUCAAGGAGCUGAAUCUUGACCGUGUGUUGUAUGACCUGCAUGUGUUUCUUCGUGCGUUUCCCUCGAGCACGUGGAAGGAGCGAGCUAACGACCUUCCGCUCCGCACUAUCAAAACCAUCCUUCACUCACUCGUCAAACUUAAGGGAUCCAAGAUCCUGCAGCACCUGGGUCAGAUAGACGCCAGCGAGGCCUCUGAGGUGAAGAUCUACAUUCAGAGACUGCUGCAGAAGGAGGGACAUAAUCUUGAUGCUGAGGUCAAUGGCACUAAUGAUGAAAACAAAACGCCAAGGAGUACAAGUAAAUCCAAGCGUCUUUCCAAGUCCACCCAUGACAUGUUGACAGAGAUCUUCAAGAAGGUUGGGUCGAAGGAGUACACAAAAGAAGGCCUGCGUGACCUGUACGAGUUCAAGAAAAAAUACCCUGAGGCUGACAUGGAUCCCUUCCUGAAGAAGACAAGCCAGUACUUCCAGAACUACAUAGAGAGAGGACUCCAUGCCCUAGAGAUGGAGGAAACACAAGGUGGUGAGAGUCAGGUGGAUGCUGGCCGCCCUGCUUCUGACAGAUAUCUGCAAAGAGCAACUCAGCUCAGAGAAAACCUGGGACAGGACUCAAAUAAACAACAGAUAAGCAAUGUACCAGUCGAAGAUGCGAAUGCAGCACCAUAUUUCCGUGAGAAACUACGCAUGCUACGUGCUCAGUGUGGACUAGACCCCAACACAGCUUCAAAGGAAUCCAGUACAGAGAUGAUAUCAGCCCUUACGCAGGAACCAGAAAUCUCUCCUCGGGAUUCCUCAUUGGAGGAAGGCCGAGACUCUGUGUCAGAUGAUAUCAGCAGCAGUAAGGACUUCAGUGGUGAUGGGCCAGCAAGUAAGUCUGCGGCCAAGUUUACAGAUGUUGAGUCCCUCAAGGCCCGUCUUGAAAGGAUCAAACAGAUGGCCAACAGCUGAGGGGGCGGGGCUGUCAUAUGGGAUAUACCGACUGCUUUCUGACACCACCCUCCGGGACACACACCUGCUGCAGGGAACACUGCUGACUCUGUCACAGACCUGAACACUGCGGGAUGUGUGCCUCGCCAUAUAAGAUAUGGUCUUAAGUGAUAGACCAAACAGUGAAAGAUAUGAUAAUCUCCAUAAACUAUGUGUGUGUUAUUACAGUUUUGUGCCAAUAUUGGGUAUUAGUGAGUGCUUAUUAAUGUUCAUUGAUUUUCAAAUAAUAAUACUAGAGUGUUUAUUUUUGCUCUUCUAAACAAUGACGUUGUCAGGCCUGGUGCAGUCCAGCAGUGAUGUUAAGAAGACCAAAAAUAAAUGCUAUCUUUCAUAGUGUUCAGCACAAAAAGCCAAAACGUCGAUAUAAUAGCCAGUGCGCAUGCACACGCUUCUAGAUAACAUACUUAAUAAAAACAAUUAAUGACUUAAUGGAAAUUUCGGGGUUGAAAUCUGCUUAAUAGCUUUUUGAAAAGGGUCUUCUUAAUGAUUAAAUGUGAAUCUGUAUGGUAAUCCCCUUGGCACUGACGUUAGUCUGAACAGAAACUGUAUAGUGCUCUUACUUGUCAUUGUUAAACCCUGUAUUGCUCUGUCUAUGCAUGUUACAUGUAAAACUUGUUCUGUUUGCCUGAUGGCUUUUUAUUUCACUUGAUUCUGUUUUAUUAAUGAGAAAAUUUACAUUGGAGUCGUCAGUAAAAGCUUGAAAUCACAGUUGGAUAGGGAAAUUCAUGACUUCAUUAGGAAUUAUAUUGGUUUGUGAUAUGUUGGUUCCCCAAAAUAGCAGAUGUGAUAUUUUAUGUAGUUGGCACCAAAAUGCUAGGCUGUAUUUAUUCUUCGGAAUACAAAUUUCCAUAAUGUUUUUGCUGCAUGUUAUGGUGAAGCAUCCCUGCUGUACAUGGCUAGGAGAAAACACCAUUCUAUGCCUACACAUGAUAUGUAUAUACUGUACUUCUUGUAUAUGCCAAACUCAACCUCUGAAAUGUCUUCCAUGUAAUGUCUAUUCUGCUAUAUAAAGUCUUUCCUUCUACGUAAUUUCUAUUCUUCAAUGUCCAAGUACAGCUAUAGAACUCUCACUCUAUGUUUCACUAUCAUAUUAUGUGUCAUUUCAAUGUCAUUAGCUUUCAGUACAUUAUUUUUAAAAUACAAGUAAUCAACAGUUGGUGCAAUGUAAGCCAUUGUGACUUUGUCAUCAUCUUCCCAGUUUAUUUAUGGGCAUUGAUCAUCCUGUGUAUUUAAUCCUUUGUGAGUGAACAAUACAAUUCCUCCACAUGCAAUAAAGUGCUUUAUAUACUACAUGGAUAUAUAUAUAUUGUAUAUACAGCAUGUGGCAUUGUUUAGCUGCAUGUACACUUUUUUAUUUGGCUAUAAUCUAUGUUCCACAUUUUAACAAAGUUUGCCAUGUAAGCUGCAGCCAUCUUUAUAUAAUGAUUAUCUGGUGAUUUGUCUGUGUUCAGAAUGUUCAACAAUAAUGGAUAUCAGUUAUAUACGUAGUCAUCCUUAAUAUUCAACUCUAGUAUGUCCGCACCGCAGAUUGACAAUCUAUUCGUUUACAGGAAGCAGUCAAGUGGUUUAAAGUGUUGCCACAUUGUUUGUGAUGUUGCCUCAUUAUAUGACAUGAUGGUAUUUCCAUUGCUUUUAAAACCCCACAACAACUCUGGUAUCCCAGAGAUUUCCUAGAAAAAUAUUGUCAUAAAAUUUCCAUACUUCUGAUAUUUCAUAAUCAAAUGUAUCUAUCAUGGGUUUUGUAUCUAAGUUCACUUCACAUAACCGCGUAAUGAUUGCAUAAUGUUCUGUUUGUUUUCCUGGAAAUUUCCAUUUACAUUUUCAUACAGACUUCACAUCGUGUGAUACCAACAUGUUAAUCAAGUGUCUGGCCCUGCUGAACAAAUGUCUGCAUGUCUGACUGACUCUUCUAUCUAACCCUAUGUUUCAAAGUUACUGUCAUGUGGUCUCUCAUCUGUGAUAGUCAAUCUCCAUGGCUCCCGGCCUAUUCCAUGGUCACAAGUGGUGAUUAUCACUCAUAUUAUAUAAGGCCAUGUACACGAUGUACCUACAUAAAUACAGCGCCAGGUACAGCGAAUAUAGGUCGGAGAGGUGUAUGGGAGCUCUACGGUGUUUGUGCUUUGUGUAUUUAUAAUGUUCAACAAACUAAUCUCCAACGUUCAUGUCAGUUAAUAAACGAAAUAAGAACACUCAA